Molecule: messenger RNA, 621 nt
Organism: Triticum turgidum subsp. durum (durum wheat)
Lineage: Eukaryota; Viridiplantae; Streptophyta; Magnoliopsida; Poales; Poaceae
Source: the annotation of a GenBank genome assembly
AUGGAAGGCGCCGGCGACUUCACCUUCGCCGUGGCCGCGCCUCUGGCAGGCGCCGGCGGCCCACGGGUUGGCCCCGGUCUGCUCUACCCGGUCUUCGGCCAGCCGCGCUCACCGGCGCGCCAGCGGGCUCUGGAGACGGAGACGACGACGGCCACCGAGCGCGUGCCGCUCGGCCGGCUUCUGCUCGUCGACGCGUUCGGCUUCGGAGCAGGAGCGGAGCAGCAGCCGGACGGCGUGGACAAGCGGCCGGCAAAGACGUGCUCCUGUUCGUGCUGCCCCGGUUCACCGUUGACGGCGUCAUCCCCGGCGCGCUGCCGGAAGAGCGGCUCCACGGGGUCGGUCCUCCGGUGGAGCCAGCGGCUCAUCGGCCGGAGCCACAGCGACGGCAAGGAGAAGUUCGUCUUCCUGGACGCCAGCCCUUCCAACUCCGCCUCCAAGCGCAAGGGGGUCAGGAGCGGCGGCACGGAUGCUGCCGGCGGCCACGCGCACGUCUGGAGCUCGUACGCGCACAAGGGCGGCGGCAAUGACGGCCGCCGGAGGUCGUUCCUCCCGUACAGGCAGGACCUCGUCGGGCUCUUCGCCAGCGCCACCGCGUUCCGGCGGAGCUAUUACCCGUUCUGA